Anoplophora glabripennis (Asian longhorned beetle) is the source of this 786-nucleotide messenger RNA. Its product is annotated as mantle protein-like. Bases 83 to 652 code for a protein of 189 amino acids. The record is from RefSeq and is a predicted model, not a curated record. The transcript is spliced from 2 exons. NCBI's taxonomy places the organism in Eukaryota, Metazoa, Arthropoda, Insecta, Coleoptera, Cerambycidae.
CGGUAUAAAAGUGUGAUGCGGCGCGAUUUUCAUCAUCACUUUCAUCCGUACCUCUUCGUGGUCAUAUCUUAAGAAUAUCAACAUGAGGUUCGCUGUUGCAACAUUGCUCUUGAGCAUCGCCCUGGGAACUACCCACGCAGGAUACGCGUCCAGCGGGUUCGACUUCGGCGGCCACGACCUAGGGGGUGGACACGGACACGACUUCACCGGUGGCGACGACGAUGGAGGUCACGACUUCGGCGGCGGCGGCUACCAGCCCUCCGUCGAACACAAGUACGACUACAUCCCCACCAAGACCAUCGAGCAGACCAAGCCCGUGCACAUCUCAGUCGUGAAGAAAGUCGGAGUGCCAGAACCCCAUCCUGUUGGAGUUCCCGUACCACAAGUGAUCAAGGUUGGGGUGCCCCAGCCCUACGCCGUGCAUGUGCAGGUGCCACAGCCCGUGCCUGUGCCCAUCUACAAGCUGGUGCCCCAGGAGAUCGAGAAGAAGGUCCCUAUUUCCGUGGAGAAGUUGGUGCCAGUCUACGUGAAGAAGCCCUACAAGGUCAUCAUCGAGAAACACCACCCCGUGUACAUAAACAAGCCAUAUCCUGUCCACGUGCCUGUUUAUAAGCACGUUUACCACCACGUGCCUUCGCAUGGCAAGCACUAGGGGUUGGGCGACCUUUGCACCGAUUUCUCAUCUCAUUCUCAUCCGACUCGCUAUCACCUCAUCUCUUAUUUAAGUUGUCGUUGUUGUUUUGUUGAUUUUUUGUACUUUUAUACUAUUGUUGACCUUUUUUGUUA